UCACAUAUAGGAGCAGUACCCAAAAUCAUGAAAGGGAGGAUCAACGGGAAUUACAGCGCCGGAGGAGCCGAAACACUGCGCGGGAACAAUAUCUUCGAAACAUUAAGGACGGACCAACAAAAAUAUGUACAUGCUGUGGAGGAACAUGGUUUUCAUCCCAGGUAAGUGGUUUGAAUCAAUUUCUUAUAUCUUCUAAGUUCCCCAAUAUGAACGUAGGCAACUCAUUUUAUUUAAGUAGGAAAUUUCCGAGUCCGUCCGGUAUAUAUCUAUUCUGCAGUACAUGCCGUCAAGCUGUUUCCAAAGGCAGACUACCAUCUCUUUGUCUUUCCAAUGGCUUAGACUUUCCAGAAAUUCCGGAGUGCCUUAAAAACUUAACGUGUCUGGAAGAGCGCCUUAUUUCUCCUCGAAUUCCGUUUAUGCGCAUUAUCUCCUUAGGAUAUGAAAGGCAAUGCGGAAUAAGAGGAGCGGUGGUAAAUGUUCCUAUUUCUGUCCCAGACACUGUAAGUGCGCUUCCCCGAUCGUUUAAUUCCACACAUGUAAUCCAAGUUCACCUUAAAAGGAAACUGGAAUACUCCCAUAAUUUUAUGACAGAAACUAUUCGACCAGCUCGGGUCCUUGAAGCUGUACGGUAUUUAGUUAACACUGAACUGUACAGAAAACACAAUAUCAUAUUUGAUAAUGACUGGCUUAACCAAGUUGGCGAUAGGGAAGAAUUACCUUUUAUCGCAGAUGAAUCUGAUCGAGAAGAAGUUGAACAACUAUUGCGACAACAGCUUUAUUCUCAACAAAUCGAUCAACAAGAAGAAGAGCUAAAUCCAGGCGGUCAUGAAACUUUAUUAGAAAAUAACAAUACUGAGCUCGAACGUAUUGCUUUGGCCCCUGGGGAAGGCCGCCGUCCAACAAACCUAACCCUAGAUGAAGAUGCGGAAGAACUUUCGUUCCCAACUAUAUCUUGCGGUGAAAUAUUUAAGGCCAAUGUGACCUAUGCAAAGAAAGCUAGAUCACAGAUUCGUUUCUACGACCGUCGUUGUGCAGUGGUACCUAAAGUCCUUUAUAUGUACAAGUUUUAUGAGAUGCAGCGAAUUCAAAACACAAUUUCCAUCGCCCUACGAAAAAAGUCAGGUGCGGUAACUGCUGCAAAUAUAAGGGAUGAAUCAUUUGUUGACAGACUUGUACAGCAUGACGACGGGUAUCAUAUUCUUAAAGGUCUACGUUCCGCCCCAGCUCAUUGGGAGGCUGAAAAAAAAAAGUUAUUGCCAUGA
Messenger RNA from Drosophila rhopaloa, 1262 nucleotides. RefSeq lists its product as uncharacterized. NCBI's taxonomy places the organism in Eukaryota, Metazoa, Arthropoda, Insecta, Diptera, Drosophilidae. Bases 207 to 1262 code for a protein of 351 amino acids. The record is from RefSeq and is a predicted model, not a curated record. The transcript is spliced from 2 exons.